This is a messenger RNA of Closterium sp. NIES-65, 1104 nucleotides long. NCBI's taxonomy places the organism in Eukaryota, Viridiplantae, Streptophyta, Zygnematophyceae, Desmidiales, Closteriaceae. The record is from the annotation of a GenBank genome assembly.
AUGCGCCAAGAACCCCCCCCCAUGUACAUCACCCUCUACUACAUAGUCACCUGGCUCCCUGACUCUCUUCGCGUAGUCAGGGACCACUUCCUCUCAGUUUGCCCCACCACUCUCACCGUUGACCUCCUCAAGAAGGGCCUCCUAGCAGCAGAGAAGAGCAUCGAUGCUAUAGGAGCCUCUCGUGGUGACCCUUGCACCCCCGUCUUUGAGGGGUGUUCCCCCUCCCCCCUCUUGCUCUCUGUUGCUUCUACUGCUGCGGCCGACCUCGUUGGUUUCGAGUCGGUCGGCGCUGCGUCUGCCCCUAGCGGGAGACGCCGCACCGGCAAGGGCAAGGGGGGCAAGGGCGCUAGAAGGGCUGGCGGGGGCGGUGGAGGUGGUGGUGGAGGCAGUGGAGGGGGUGGAAGUGGUGGUGGGAGUGGUGGCGGGGGUGGCGGCGGCGGCGGCAGCAGUGGAGGCGGAGGAGGCGGCGGUGGUGGCAGAGGGAGCGGAGGCGGUGGAGGUGGCGGAGGAGGCGGAGGUGGAGGAGGCGGCGGAGGCGGCGGCGACGGCGGCGGCGGCGGUGGAGCGGGUCGCGACUCUGCGCAGAGGAGUGGCUCAGGUGGUGGUCCGCGCCAGCAGCAACGGAGUGGUGUGACCCUGUCCCCUCAGCAGCUUCGUGAGUGGUACGCUCCGCGUCAGCGCGGUGGGGGUACUGGUCCCUGCACUUACGUCCUCCGUACCGGUGACCGAGCUGGUGAGCAGUGCGAGGGCCCGCACUCCACCCAGCGCUGCUUCGGCCGCCUGACGGACGCGUGGCGUUGCCAGUUCCCUGAGGCGUCUGAGCUCCCUCGCUGGGGAGAUCGGUCAAGGGCGGGGGUUGCCAUCUUUGAUCUUGACUAUGAUGCUAUCCUUGCUGCCAUGUAUUCUGUGACUACUAGAGUUGAGGGUGACUGUUACCUGUGUGUACCGCAUGACCCGGGCAUUGAGGCCACUGCUCUAGGUGCUGGUGAGGCUGCUGCUCUAGGUGCUAGUGCUUCUGCUAGCCCAGGUGCUAGUGCGUCUGCUGCCCUAGGUGCUGGUGAGUCUGAUCUUUCAGGUACUCACGCAUUGUGCGAUUCGGCAUAA